Molecule: messenger RNA, 2223 nt
Organism: Scophthalmus maximus (turbot)
Lineage: Eukaryota; Metazoa; Chordata; Actinopteri; Pleuronectiformes; Scophthalmidae
Gene: dram2b
Product: DNA-damage regulated autophagy modulator 2b
Exons: 8
Coding region: 318-1151 (277 amino acids)
Biological process (GO): regulation of autophagy; photoreceptor cell maintenance
Cellular component (GO): lysosome
Source: RefSeq, a predicted model, not a curated record
UGCGCACUUUCACCCUGAAACUAAACAUGAAGGAAGACGCCUCCUGUGAGCAACGUGAUGUCGCUCGUGUCUGUCGUGUCUGUCGUGUCUCUCAUGUCUCUACGUGAUGGAAGUGUGACGCACAAGUUCCUCGGUGAACCGACGCUAUUCGACUGUUGACGCGGGUCCAACUCGAGGAUCAUGGUUCGUUCAUCGACUCGAGGAACGGCAGAGUGAACCAGCAGAGCGUUCACACACACACACACACACACACACACACACACACACACACACACACACACACACACACACGCGGCUACGCUCUCAGUGAAGACGCCAUGUGGUGGUUCCAGCAGGGUCUGUGCUUCCUGCCCGCCUCGCUGGUCGUCUGGACGGUGGCGUCCUUCAUCUUCGCUUACAUCACAGCGGUGGUGCUGAGACAUGUGGAUCCUCUGGUGCCGUACAUCAGUGACACUGGGACGAUGGCACCAGAGAGGUGUGUGUUCGGCAUCAUGUUGGAUGUGUCCGCCUUUUUAGGUAUGGCCACUGUGUACGUGCGUUACAAACAGGUGGAGGCUCUGACGGGCUCUGACAAGCUCACUCUCCACAGGCUGAACCGCUUCGGGCUGCUGCUGGGCUUCAUCAGCUCCUUCGGGAUGUGCGUGGUCGCCAACUUCCAGAAGACGACGCUGUUCUCCAUGCACCUGGUGGGCGCGGUGCUGACCUUCGGGGUCGGGGCUCUCUACAUCCUGGUUCAGACGCUGCUCUCGCUCAACAUGCAACCUCACGUCCACAGCAGGAGCAUUUACCUGGUCCGCCUCGGCAUCGGAGUCUGGACCCUGAGCAGCAUCGUCAGCAUGUUCGUCUCAUCAGUCAUCAUGUACAGCAGCCUGCCCGGAGUGGACGUUCCUCACAAAAUGCACUGGACUCCUGGAGAGACGGGUUACUUGGCUCAUAUCAUCAGCACUGUGUCCGAAUGGUCUCUGGCCUUUUCCUUCAUCAGCUUCUUCCUCACCUACAUCAGAGAUUUCCAGAAGAUUAACUUGCGAGCGGAGGUAAACUUGCAGAGCAGCCACCUGUACGACUGGCCACAAGGAGGCGCCGCGGCGGCAUCACAGCAGCUCAAACGUGAAGCCUCCGAGUCGUCCCCGCUGCUGGCGGGAGGAACGUGACCGGCAACGCAGCCUCGUACAAGAACUGCUUUUUCUCAUCAUGUGUAAAAAAAAAAAAAAAAAGGCUUCUUAGAGAGAGAGUUUCUAAAAGCUGUGGUGGCUCUUAAAGGUGCAGUUCACCCAAACAUAUCCUCUGUCCCCCCCAUGUUGGCUCAGCAUCUGUCGAACGCUUACACUUUCAUCUUCAACGUGAGAUUUCCCCGCUGCCUUGCACUUGCGCGCUCGGGGUUGAGCUUCAGCUGCCGCCACCUUCAGCCGACAGGGUUUGCAGGUUGGUCGCCUCAUCGAUAAUAUCAGGUUCCCUUUUGGCUUUCAGGUUAAAUACAAAAUGUUGCCACGGAGGAGCUUUUGCUCUUUCGCUCUGUCACCUCCAGUUUUUAAAUGUAGCAUCUAAGUUUUUAUAACCAAUUUUACAAAUGUGAGUUUUUUUUAUUUGAUGUAUACUGGCACAACAGCUGAUACACGAACAUGAGCCGAAUGGAUUUUUCCGUGGAUUUUCCGUGGACAAGUUUUGUGAUCAGGGUGUGCCUGAAUGCCGUUUAACAUAUUGAACUAUCUCUACCAUCUAUCUAUCUUGAACUACGCUAUCUAUGAAGAUAGAUGGUUCUGGAUUUAUUUGUCAAGUUUUUGAGAAGUGAGAGCCCCCCCCAAGUAUUGAGUUGACUGUGACACACUGAGGCUCAUUUUGUGGCAAUAUCAAUUUUCUAUGAGAGAAUGUUUUUAAAUGUGAGCCAUAAACUGUAGGAAAAACACUUCAGUCUGUCAUGUUCAUCUUAAAGGACGCUUUAAUAUUUUUAACUGAUUUUUCCGAAACCAGUUGUAUGUCUGUUUUUAUGAAGCUGCAUCAAAUUCCUUUUUUGGUGGGGGGGGUCAGUUCCCGUCUUUUAUAGAACUGACAAUACGGUUCUUUCUACUGGAUCAACAGAAGCUUAAUAAAUGUGACUUUGUGCCAACCUGAAUAAUUAUACAUUUUUAUGGUGUUUUAAACAUUCUUGAUUGAUAAAUACAUUUGAAAAUAUUAAUGUAUUGCCCCAAUAUAAUGCAUUAUUAAAUGAACUAAUGAGAAUUCAAA